Messenger RNA from Parathielavia appendiculata, 1470 nucleotides. RefSeq lists its product as uncharacterized. Gene Ontology annotation, cellular component: ARC complex. The record is from RefSeq and is a predicted model, not a curated record. The transcript has 3 exons. Gene Ontology annotation, biological process: regulatory ncRNA-mediated gene silencing. Lineage: Eukaryota; Fungi; Ascomycota; Sordariomycetes; Sordariales; Chaetomiaceae. Bases 166 to 1383 code for a protein of 405 amino acids.
CUGGGUGUCUCGUCAGCCGAGACUCAACCCCAGGCUGCCGGCGUUGGCAGAGUCCGAGCGGAGGACGAAAGGCAAGAAGACGGCACCAAGAAAAAGAAGACGAAACGUGGCGCUGGAGCGAAAAAACGAGGCACUGGUUUUGAAGAGUACUACUGUGACCCGCCCAUGACGGUGGCCGAGUAUAACGAGGAGAAGGAGGUCAUCUACGCAUCCCACCGCCCGUUCGUUGACCGUAUCGAGGAGUGCAUCCAGCGCUACCGCGCCCGCCGACGCCUGGGCCCGCAGCGCGACACACUGUUCUCCCGGUACCUUGUUUUGGGGGGAAUCGAUACCACCGUGAGACAGUUUCAGGGCACUCGGACCAUCACAGACGAUGUUCUGGAGGACGCAAGCAAAGGAGAGGUUAGAGAGAUGACGGCCGACGAUGUGAUCCAGCGCGGUGGAGACGGGAACUACAACCCUCGCUUCUACAACCCGAACUACCCCGAGCACUGGGAUGUCGAUUUCACUGGCGUUGCAGCGGGUUUUGUGUCCGAGCAUCUCCGUAAGAUGGUUGGCUCCAACACGGCCGACUACUUCAUGGGCGUCGACGUGGUGCUCAACUUUCUCAAGUACGUUGACCGCCACGACGUCUGCCCCGAGUAUGUCGACGACGUCAGGAACGCCCAGCAGGUUUGUCGGCGCGCCCAUGAGGAGGUACCGGCCAUUUCGCACUUGCGGGAGCUGCUCCCCGGUCACUUCAACACUGCACUCCACGUGCUGCAUGUCAAGGGAGCGUAUGACAACUCGUCAGGUCCUGACAGCUGCUGGGGGCAGCCACUUCCCGACCCAAAGUUUGCCAGAAUCAGCACUGCAGCCACAAUCUCGAUCUUGUUGGAAGCCAAUCACUAUCCCACAGAUAUCGAGUGGUGCGUCACCGACACGACCGAGAUGACCUUCGAGGUCCUUACCAUAACGCCCCCCAGCAACGCCUUCCAAGCCAAGUACAAGGCCAUCAACAAGCAUCUCGCUGACUACCCGGACAUCGAGCCGUGCGGCACUAUCACCGUUCGUCCUGUAAUUGUCCGUGAUGGCUGGGACAACUCGAUGACCGCCACCAUCCCGCCUGAGGCGGAUGUGGAGAGCCAGCUCAUCUUGGAAAAGGACGCUCUGGAGCUCAUGGCGGUGGGCAUGAAGCUGACCAUGGCAAUGGGCACCCUGAACGUGGGCCUCAAGUUCAUCCAAUACAUCAAGGAGAUACGGCCAAGCUUCUACGUCUUUCUGCCGCAGGAACUGAUGUUCAACUACAAGGAGCCGGUCCACAACGAUCGGCCGGCGAGGAGCGUUUAUGACGCUGACGAGGAGGAUACGGCUGCGGUUCCGGACGGCGACGGAAUUGUUUAGAGGCAGAGAAGAUCUCGGGGAUGCCGGGGACUGGGGCUUGGGGCCUGGGAGGUGCGCCGGUGAUGGAAGUUGGGGCGUGGGGCGCGC